GGUUGUGGAUUGUAGGCUGGGUAUCUUUUGCUUUAUGUCUGGUAUCCACUUAGGAGUAGGUACUAUAUUUGUCUUUCUAGUUUUGGGUUACCUCACUCAGGUUUGGUUUUUCUAGUUCUGUCCGAUGUUUAAAUCUUUAAAGGCGUGGUUUCAUAGGACAAAUGGUGGAGCUACGAGCUCAGGGUCGAGGCUCGGGAAAAUCUGCACCCUCAGAGAUGAGGUGAAAAUUGAGAGUUGCAGUGGUCCUCUCAGGGUUGUCCGGGACUCAGAGAUGGCACGUAUUGAUGCUCAUUGUACCUCCCUCUGAUGACCUGGCUUCACGCGGUGCAUCUUGGGAAUUGUAGUUUUCUGGUCGGUGGGAGAGGUCUCCUAUGCAGCUUGGAGGGUGGCAAACUCCACCCUCCCACCAGGGACUCCAGUCAUCUCUGGGUUCAACCUCAGGCUCUCAGGAUUGGUGGGGGCGGGCCUAUGCACGUGGAUGCACGUGGAUUGGGCCUGUGUGUCGUGGGCGGGGUCGCGCAUGCUCAUUUGGGCGGUGGGCCUGGAGCGUAUCAAGAUGUCGACCGCGACGGUUCCAGAGCUAAAGCAGAUCAGCCGGGAGGAAGCAAUGCGCUUGGGGCCCGGCUGGAGCCACUCGUGCCACGCCAUGCUGUAUGCCGCGAACCCGGGGCAGCUCUUCGGUCGUAUUCCCAUGCGAUUUUCAGUGCUGAUGCAGAUGCGCUUCGACGGGCUGCUGGGCUUCCCCGGGGGUUUUGUGGACCGGCGCUUCUGGUCGCUAGAGGACGGCUUGAACCGGGUGCUAGGCCUGGGCUUGGGCGGCCUGCGCCUUACCGAAGCUGACUACCUGAGCUCACAUCUGACUGAGGGUCCACAACGCGUGGUGGCACAUCUAUAUGCACGGCAGCUGACACUGGAGCAGCUGCAUGCUGUGGAGAUCAGUGCAGUGCACUCGCGGGACCACGGUCUGGAGGUGCUGGGCCUUGUACGCGUCCCACUGUACACCCAGAAGGAUCGAGUAGGCGGCUUUCCUAACUUCCUGAGCAAUGCCUUCGUCAGCACUGCCAAGUACCAGCUCCUAUUUGCCCUUAAGGUACUCAACAUGAUGCCCUCGGAAAAGCUGGCAGAGGCCUUGGCCUCGGCCACAGAAAAACAGAAGAAGGCCCUAGAAAAGCUGCUCCCAGCCUCAUCCUGAGGAGGUUCCUGUGCGGUUCUUGCCCUCCCUUAGCUGUCUCUGCCCACAGGCCCUGGGAUUCCCGAGAAGCGUGCCUUCUAGCUUGUUUGGUUUUGCACCCUUUCUGACUGCAAGGGACAAGCAGGCAGCUGUUCAUCUUUAUUGUCCCAAGCAGUCCCUGGGACCUAGCUACUCUCUCAGGUUGUUCAGUGGGGUAGCUUGGGCCUGACUUUUCAAGCUGAGUAUGCCGUCACCCAUCCCAGGGCUCAGACUGUCCUGUGUGAGUCUGUUUGUGACUGCUGGAGACCCAGGUAGAGCCCACUUUUCCAAGGCAACGACUUGAUGGUACAUGGUUCCUGGACUGGUCAGGGAUUUCAUUCAAUGGAGGUGACCCGUGUUAGAUCACUCCUUCCCUUGGCCCAGCUUGCAAUAGGCUGUUCAUUUGGGUUGUUGCUGGAUUUCUGUUAGAUUUUUCUUUCUUGGUGUGUGAACUGUGGGUUGGUUUCAGAGUGGCUAUGCCCCACAUGACUUGGUUCUCCCCAGCAGGGCUUUGGCUCAACUCUGUGGAAUUGAGGAAGCAAGAAGACAAUAAAGCCAUUCCUCUGAUGCUUA
Molecule: messenger RNA, 1783 nt
Organism: Cricetulus griseus (Chinese hamster)
Lineage: Eukaryota; Metazoa; Chordata; Mammalia; Rodentia; Cricetidae
Source: RefSeq, a predicted model, not a curated record